UCAGUAGACAUACAUGCAGUAAGAAGGAUCUUAACUGAACCAAUUGAUGUGUUAGGUGUUUCCGAGGGCCGUCUUAGUUUCAAUCACAGCCUUCCGGCUUCAAACUCUCAAGGACAACUUUUCUGUGUGCUUCUCCGAGACCCUUCAGAACGAAUUUCGGUCCACAUCAUGGCGGACCCAAGGGCAGCAGAGCGGUUUGAUCUGAUCAAGGAGAAUCUCGCUGAGAUUUUGAACCCAGAGAUAAUAGAAAACAUCUUGGCUGAAGGACGGGAUCCGAAGAUCUAUUGGGGUACCGCAACAACCGGCCGUCCCCAUUGCGGCUACUUCGUUCCUGCUAUCAAAAUCGCACAAUACCUCGCCGCUGGCUGUGAAGUGACAUGCCUUAUUGCAGACAUUCAUGGUUUCCUCGACAACCUCAAAGCUCCUUUGGAGCUUGUCGAGAAGCGAGCCGACUUUUAUCAGCUAGUAGUCUCUGCCAUGCUGGAAUCAGUUGGCGUAUCAACCAAGAAACUGAAGUUCGUCCUGGGGAGCUCCUAUCAGAAGAGCCCUGAGUAUGUCAUGGACGUCUACAAGCUCAGUUCUUUGGUCUCAGAGCACGAUGCGAAAAAGGCAGGGGCAGAGGUCGUCAAGCAGACAGACAAUGCUCCUCUGAGUGGUCUCCUUUACCCAAUCCUUCAAGUUCUAGAUGAGAAGCAUCUUGGCGUGGACGCUCAGUUCGGAGGAGUGGACCAGCGGAAGCUUUUUACCGCCGCUAAGGACUGGCUUCCUAAGAUUGGCUACAAGCAGUGUGCCCAUCUCCUCAAUCCCCUGAUCCCUGGGCUCGGCCAGGGGGGCAAAAUGAGCUCAAGCGACCCAGAGAGCAAAAUCGAUCUUCUUGACCCUCCGGAGGUUGUAGCAAAAAAGAUACGCAAGGCAGUAUCAGCUCCCCAAGUCACGGAAGGAAAUGGUCUCAUCGCGUUUGUGGAGUUUGUCCUACUCCCAGCGUCAUCUCUGUCGCGUGGCCGCCAAGAGCUUGUGGUGGACCGUAGUCGGGAUGGAUUGGAGCCGUUGGUCUACUCAAGCAUUGGGCAACUAAAGGAUGAUUAUCAAAAGGAUGUCUUGACACCCCAACUGCUCAAAGCCGGAGUCACUAAGGCUCUCAAUGAUCUUCUAGAUCCCAUUCGAGCCAAGUUCCAAGCCUCGAAGGAGUGGCAGGAGGUGACCAUGAAGGCUUACCCACCCGAGGAGAAGCCAAAGAAGGAGAAGAAAGUUAAGAAAGUUGGCACUGGAUAUCCCGGAGCGAAGAUGGAGGCUUUACCUGACCGGACUAAAUCCGACCAAGCACAAUAGGUGGUAAUGAGAAGUUCGUCUGCCCCAAAGUUCCUGCCAUUCAGACAAAACAAGCAGAGACAAGCAGAGCACAGCAGAGCAGCAUACAAUUUGCUAUGUUGCUACUUGCUGCGCCGGGGUUGUGCCUAUCCCCGAUCAUCACGUAGAUAGUGUACAUGGAAGUGGGAUUGCCUAGAGAUAGGAUACACUCAAAAUUAGACCUUCAUGGCUUUAGGCUAUAGACUGUCAUGGUUUUUAUACCGUCAAUUGAAGUCGUUAUUGCGUCUUGCCUCUCGCAAUUAAGUGUACAAGUCACAAAUUAGCUUUUCUAGGGCUCA
Eremomyces bilateralis CBS 781.70 is the source of this 1646-nucleotide messenger RNA. RefSeq names its product tyrosyl-tRNA synthetase. The record is from RefSeq and is a predicted model, not a curated record. Gene Ontology annotation, molecular function: ATP binding; tyrosine-tRNA ligase activity. Gene Ontology annotation, biological process: tyrosyl-tRNA aminoacylation. Bases 169 to 1329 code for a protein of 386 amino acids. The transcript has 8 exons. NCBI's taxonomy places the organism in Eukaryota, Fungi, Ascomycota, Dothideomycetes, Eremomycetales, Eremomycetaceae.